Molecule: messenger RNA, 3296 nt
Organism: Salvelinus fontinalis (brook trout)
Lineage: Eukaryota; Metazoa; Chordata; Actinopteri; Salmoniformes; Salmonidae
Exons: 1
Coding region: 1021-2976 (651 amino acids)
Source: RefSeq, a predicted model, not a curated record
AGGGCUGGGCAGCAGCAGCAGCAGUUCCAGACUGACUAAUCACCACAGCUUAAGCUCUGUGCCUUAAUAGUAUAGAAAGCACUGUCAUCUGUAACACUGGGCUGGACCUCCUCCACCGUCCACCUAACCAACCAGGAGAUUAGCUAGCUAACUAGCUAGCAGCCCCACUCUGUUUACAAUGCAUUAAGAAAGGAUAGUGCUAAGCAACAGAGAGCUCCAGCUACCUGUGGCUGACAUUUUACGGAAGUAAGAUGGACUAAUCGGACACCUGUUCUGCUUGCCGCCACAGAUCCCUCCCAGGCAGGGCAGGGGAGGGAGGGGGGAGGAGGGGCCAGCCCGGGUAGACAAGUGAGGCACAUUUUUUUCCAACCUGGAGGCUUUUCUCAGGAACACAGAGCUCUCCUGUACACAUACAGACACAGGGAAAGAGGGGAAAGAACCACGCCAGGAGGGCAACUCAGACAGUUGCUCUGAAUCAGGUCUCUCUACCUACACAUAGAGGGGAAAUAGAACCUUCCAGACCACCCUGAAAUAACUUUUAAAACUGGUUGUAAUGUUUUUCUGAGAAACUGAAAAUGAGUUCCUCCUGGAUUCCCAGGGAGAUUAUUCCAGGACAUGCUUCCUGCCUCUGAACAGUUUGACUUGACCGGGAAAGUCAUUGGAAUUUCACUCGGCUUUACAUCACUGGAAAUGACAUUUAACGUACAGAGGAGUCGAGGCUGUUUGUGAUUGGCGAUAGUGAUCUAUAUGCAACACAGCAGGGUCUUGUGUUGCCAUACAGGAUUACAGGAGAGCAGGGGUUAUACCUGGAGCCCUCCUUGAGAGGUUAAGAGGAGCUAGAGGAUUUGUCCUCACAAAGGCCUUUUGUUCACUGGAACCAGUUGAAGUGGAACACAAAUUGGCAGGUCGAGGUUCCUCUCAGUGUAGAGAUGAGCCUUUUGUGACACCCUGAAUGGACACACUGUGCUCGAGUAGCCUCUACCUGCUGGCUAGGAGUUCACUGGCAUAAGUACAUGCUACAUGACAGUUAAAGGUUCUGUGAAAAUGGACAGUGUAAGUAAUAGCUCUAACGGUCAGGGGAAGCAGCAAUCCAGUUCGUUCCGCAAUAAGAUCUCCACUAUGUUUACACGUGGGGACAAGCCUGAGCCUCAGAGGCUGGCGGGAGAGACUGCGGUGCUGACAGCUUUCAGGACCCUGUCUGAUGAAGAUAACUAUCUCACAGGGGUUCAUUAUCCAAGUGCUCUGGAUGUUAUCAGUGACGACAGACUUCGAGUGGGGGGAGAUGUGAGGGGUAGGUGUGAGGUUCUUCAUAAUGGAGAGGCCACCUUCCUUGAUAAGGAGGACAGGAUGGAAUCAUGGGAGAAUGAGUCCAGUAGGAAGAGUAGCUCUGUGACCUCUCCUCCUAACCCAGACCAAGUGUUUGUGUCCGUGGCCGACCCAGAUCUGGUCCAGGUCACUAGGGUGGAGAUCUGCAGCGACACAGAGAUGGAAGAUGAGGAGGGGAUCCGCAGCCUCAGCCAAUCAGACAAGCAUGCCUCCCCUGGAAUGUCCCUCCCACCUGACGAUGACCAGUGGACAGUGAACGAUAAUAACAUUGGUCAGCUGCCACCCGCUGGCCCAGUGAGAGGUGCCAUUGAUACAGACUUAGAGCUGCCUGUGUUCAAGCCAGAAAGUCUUGUGGAAAGAUCCCUCAAAGACACCUCUGUUCUGUACUCUGGAAGGAUUAUGGGCAGAUCUGACAGUGGGACAGAUCUUGGUCUCUUCUCCUCCGUCUCCAAACCACAAGUGCCUGGAGACGGCUGCAGCACAUACCUAUCCACUGAUCCCAGGCCUGUGGAGGUGGGUGUGGAUGCAGCAGCCAUGGGUGCAGAGGGGUCCAGCCAUCAUCACCACAAAGUAGCCAAAGGCUUCAGCAUCAACCAGGAGGUAUUGGGCCCUACUGACGUGUGUGCUGGAAACCCUGCAGUGGCUUCACCUCUUAACCUGUCUUUGACCUCUGAACCCCAGACAUCGGAGGCAGCAGCAGACAACACUGCCUUGCCGUCAGGACAGCCAGCGGACCAAGAUACUGGACAGAGGAAGGAGAUAUUGUCGGAAAACACUGGAACUGAGGAGCAUAGAGAGCAUGCUCCCUGCCUCGACUCCCCUUCUGCCCUCUCUGAUUCCAGGCCACCUGAAGCAGCAGAGCCAUCUUCCCCCAGCCUGGAGGAGCAGCCUGACACGCAUGUCCCUGGAAAGUCCCCAGUUGACAGCCAGCCAAGUGCCAUUCCUGUCUCUGUCUCGCCCAGGGGCCAAGGCGACAUGCCUGCCACUAGGAGGCCCGAUACAGAUCCGCCCUCCACCACAUUGUCUCCCGCCAGGGGCACAGCCUCCUGCCAGGCCCCCUCCUUCGAAAUUCCUGCCCUGUUCAGCAGGCUGCGGGUUCUGAAGAAGGGGGCCGUGGGGGAGGAGAGGGAGACAGUGUCUGAGAUCAAACAGAGAGACACUGAUCUGGCCCUGCUGAGCCUGAAGAAGAGCAUCAACAAAAUCAAGAACCUCCCUGAGCAGAUCACCUCCAGUAGCAGCACGUCCAAGAAAUGUCCCGAGCCCAAAACUGUGUCUGAGACCAAGAGUAAUCUCUUAGGGCAGAUCAGCCAGCUACUCAACCUAGACGGUACCAAGGCCGAGGGCAAGCUAGACCCAGACAGGGACCCAGAGAGGAGGGAGGAGGGGGUGACAGACAAGGGUCCAGAGCACAUCCCCAUCACCCCACCAGCAGACAGCAGGAAAGCUUCAGACACAACACUUGACACCUUCAAGAGGUCCAAACCUGCUAAAAAGGAUACAGAAGAGCCUGUGGAUUUAGAUGCUGUCAAGGAAAAUAACAGAAGUGAAAAGGAGCUGCUGAAAUCCAUCUGUGAGAGAACCUCCAAGUCUCCUAGCAGCAGUGAGCAAAAAGGUCCAGCAGAGUCUAACGUAUGUACUGUUUGUGUCUAACUCAAAGCAGUAUUCCGUAUGUAUGUUGUAUUUUAAAGAUCGCUAUUCAUAAAAAUAAAAAACUCAGAUCACCAAGGUUUUGACAUUUAUGAAUGUAAAGCGAUGUUGUAUUUUCUUGGGCAUAUUUAAUGCAGACAGGACAAAACCAAUAUGUUUGUAACUUUAAAGUGAUAUUAUCUCAUGGGGUAUUAGCUUUGGGGAUAGUCUUGAUUUGAGAUGGUCUCAUGUCUUAUCACGUGUUGACUUCUCAGUCAGAUUGGGCACCGACUGUACUGUAAGCCUUGGAGAGUGUGUACAGUUUCUAUGUAUGUUCUGUGUUA